Paramuricea clavata is the source of this 348-nucleotide messenger RNA. The record is from the annotation of a GenBank genome assembly. NCBI's taxonomy places the organism in Eukaryota, Metazoa, Cnidaria, Anthozoa, Malacalcyonacea, Plexauridae.
AUGUUUGCUGAUGCAACAUGUCAUCUUAAACCGGCUGGAAUGUUUGAUCCAAUUCUCGCAUGGUUGAACGGGCAGCUGGUAAAAAUUAUUCCCGUCUAUGGUGACGAAAAAAACGGGGAAUAUUAUGGCUUCUGCGAUAUCUGUGGCGCCCAACCAUAUGGUAUUGAAAAAUGUGAUGAUAAACUACAUCAUGUAAAAAGCCUACAAAACGAAAUCAUCGCCCUGCGCAAAAAAACUGAAGUACUGGAAAAAGAUUGUGAAAAAGGAAUAACCAAAGAAGGCAUCGAUAAACAAAUCCAAGCAUUAAAAGAUAUUCUAAAAAUUACUAUUGACGCAAAAAAAUUGUAA